AUGGAAAAGCACAACAUUUUAAAAAUUGAACAAGAACAUGUAAAAAUUGAAGACAAAAAGUUAGCUUUAUAUUCAAAAUGGUUGUCAGUCAAUCCUAAAGCAACAUGGAGAGAUGUCACUGAUGCACUGACUAGUAUAAAAGAGAAUACAUUAGCUCAAAAUAUUAAAGAUCUUAUAGACCUUGACACUACUGCUCUGUCUGCCAAGACAUCAUUAGAUCUAUCACCAAGUGCACCAAGUUUUGAUGGUGAUACUGAAAUAAUUUUUUUUUCAAAAAAUGAUCAAGCAGUUCAAGACUCUUUGGAUGAAUUACAAGCAAAAUUUUCUCACAUAAUGAGAAAUUUAAAAUCAACUUUUCGUAAAAAAGUGAAUGAAAAUUCACAGAUAUCUAUUGAGAUAUCUGAUUGGAUUGAGAAUCAGCUCCACUGGGAGCAUGGCACAGUAGAUGAUAGUUUAGAUGAUAUUUUCAAGAAGAUCUAUCAUUAUUAUGAUUUCAUUGAUUGUAGUCUGAUAGUUGCUAUGUGUAAUGAGUUUAUAAGUGAUGAAAAAGAUCUACUUGAUGAACUGAAGGUUUAUACAUUGAAAGCUAAUGCAUUUCGUUCAUCAAGACCAAUUACUGAGCUCAAACAAAAGAUACGUAAAGUGUAUGGGCCUUAUAGAAGAUGUUUGGAGAAUAUGCCACUAAUAUGCAUUGAACUUCAAAAUCCUUGGAAUGAUGUUAAAAUUAAUGGAUUGUAUAUUUUAAUCAAAAAAUUGCUCCCAAUAGAACUUAGACAGUCAAUAAUGAAAUAUAUCACUAUUGAGGAAGGAUCUGUUGUCAUGAAGAUAAAUAUUCUUGACAUUAAAAGUGAUAGUGUAAUAGAAUAUAUCGGAGGAAAGUUUCAGUUAAUGCAUCUCAUUGGUAUAUUCAGUGUAUACAUUACUGAUUAUCCUGUCCUUCAAGAAGAUGAGAAUAUGAACUUCACCUUUGAACUAGCUAUUUUUGAGGCAGUCACAACUUGUAAUAAUGAAGCAUUACAGUUUCUUCUUCAACUAGAAGCUACUAAUAUUGACCAUACUAAUGAAGAAGGCAAGACAGCACUAAUGUUAGCCUGUAAAAGAGGACACAAGGACAUUGUACACAGUUUACUGUCUGCUGGAGCUAAUGUUAACUUUCAGUGUAAAAAAGGAUGGACUGCACUAAUGAUAGCAAGUGAACAUAAUGACAUUUCAAUCGUUCGUAUGUUACUACAAGCUAAUGCUAAUCCUCACCUGAAGAUAUUAGAUGGAGCAAAUGCUUUAAUGGUUGCUAGUGGCAGUGGUAGCUAUGAAGUUGUUAAGCUAUUAAUUAGUAGAGGAGUUGAUUAUAAAUAUCAACAAAAGGAUGGAGGGAGUGCCUUUAUGUUUGAACAAGUUGAUACUAGUCUUCAAACAAGUGAUGGUUGGAAUGCUUUUAUGUUGGCCUGUCAAAAAGGUCACACUCAAAUAGUUGAACUGUUGCUCAAGGCACAUGUUGAUCCAAAUAUUCAAACAAACAAUGGUUGGAAUGCAUUUAUAUUUGCUUGUGGAAAUGGCCACACUCAAAUAGUUGAACUGUUGCUAAAGGAACAAGUUGAUCCUGAUGUUCAAACAAAUGAUGGUUGGAAUGCUUUUAUUUUGGCCUGUCAAAAUGGUCAUACUCAAAUAGUGGAACUGUUGCUGAAGGAAAAAGUUGAUCCUAAUGUUCAAAGAAAUGAUGGAAUGAAUGCUUUUAUGUUUGCUUGUGGAAAUGGUCACACUGAAGUAGUUGAACUUUUGCUAAAGGAACAAUUUGAUCCUAAUGAUAAUCAAAAUAAUACUUUUAUGGCAGCUUGUAAAAGUGGUGACACUCAAAGAGUUGAACAGUUGUUGGAGGAACAAGUUGAUACUAAUUUUCAAACUAAUGAUGGUUGCAAUGCUUUCAUGAUGGCUUGCCAAAAUGGUCACACUCAAAUAGCUAAAUUGUUACUGAAGGAACAAGUUGAUCCUAAGAUUCAGCAAAAUGAAGUUGAACUGUUGCUAAAAGAAGAAGUUGAUCCUUAUGUUAAAAAUAAUGAUGGUUGGAAUGCUGUUAUGUUUGCUCGUGCAAAUAAUCACACUGAUAUAGUUAGACUGCUUUUGCUGAACCAACAUAGUGAAGCUAAAAUUCAAGAUAAUAAUGCUUUGAUGUUGGAUUAUGAAACUGAUAAGACUCAAAAUGUCAAACAGUUGCUACAGGAACAAGUUGAUCCUAAUCUCAAAAAAAAUGAUGGAAGGAAUGAUUUUAUAUUGGCUUGUCAAAAUGGUCACGCACAAAUAGUCAAACAGUUACUGAAAGAACAAGUUGAUCCUAAUGUCAAAAGAAAAGAUGGAAGGAAUGCUUUUAUGUUGGCUUGUCAAAAUGGUCACACACAAAUAGUUAAACAGUUGCUGAAGGAACAAGUUAAUCCUAAUAUUCAAAAAAAUGAUGGAGGAAAUGCUUUUAUGUUGGCCUGUCAGAAUGGUCAUACUCAAAUAGUUAAACUGUUGCUAAAGGAACGAAUUGAUCCAAAUGUUAAAAAGACAGAUGGUUGGAAUGCUUUUAUGUUAGCUUGUGCAAAUGGUCGUAUUCAAAUAGUCGAACUAUUGCUAAAGGAACAAGUUGAUCCUAAUGUUCAACAAAAUGAUGGACGGAAUGCUUUUAUUUUAGCUUGUCGAAAUGGUCACACUCAAAUAGUGAAACUGUUGCUCAAGGAGCAAGUUAUUCCUAAUGUUCAACAAAAUGAUGGAAAGAAUGCAUUUAUGUUGGCUUGUCAAAAUGGUCACACUCAAAUAGUGGAAUUGCUGCUAAAGGAAAAACUUAAUCCUAAUAUUCAACAAAAUGAUGGAAGCAAUGCUUUCAUGUUGGCUUGUCAAAAUGUUGAACUGUUGCUAAAGGAAGAAGUUGAUAUUAAUGUUCAACAAAAAAAUGGAAGCAAUGCUUUCAUGCUGGCUUGUCAAAAUGGUCACACUCAAAUAGCUGAACUGCUGCUUAAGAAACAAGUUAAUCCUAAUGUUAAACAAAAUGAUGGAAUGAAUGCUUUUAUGUUGGCUUGUCAAAAUGGUCACACUCAGAUAGUUGAAAUGCUGCUGAAGGAACUAGUUGAUCCUAAUGUUCAGCAAAGAAGAGGUUACACUGCUUUAAUGUUAGCUAGUUUUAAAGGACGUUAUGAAAUAGUUAAGUUAUUAUUAGAAUGGAAAGCUGAUCCAACUAUUAAAUCUAUUAAAGGGCACACUGCAUUAUUACUAGCCCGGACUGUUGAAAUAUCUGCAUUGAUUAAUAAUUAUAUAAAGAAAGGCAAUGAAGAUGCAGGAA
Messenger RNA from Amphimedon queenslandica, 3310 nucleotides. RefSeq names its product ankyrin repeat domain-containing protein 17-like. The record is from RefSeq and is a predicted model, not a curated record. The transcript is spliced from 6 exons. Gene Ontology annotation, molecular function: protein binding. The annotation marks the transcript as partial. Gene Ontology annotation, biological process: signal transduction. Lineage: Eukaryota; Metazoa; Porifera; Demospongiae; Haplosclerida; Niphatidae.